Molecule: messenger RNA, 809 nt
Organism: Medioppia subpectinata
Lineage: Eukaryota; Metazoa; Arthropoda; Arachnida; Sarcoptiformes; Oppiidae
Source: the annotation of a GenBank genome assembly
UGCAUUCACUCAUCAAUUGUUUGUUCAAUCGAUAGCUUUGGCGCCGAAGAAGUGCGGCUUUACGACCGACACAUCAAUGACACUCAUCUGCGGGAAUGCCUGCAAUCACUACUUAAACGAUACGAUCAAUUGGAGAGCGCCGACAGCGCCAACAAUAGGCCGCUAUUUGAGUCCAUUUACUUGAUUUACAAUUUAGGCUCAAAUGACGCUCUUUUACGGUACGGAACGCUUCCCUUAAGACUUCAAAGGCAUGGAUUGGUCCGCAAAUCGUAUCGAUUAGCACUCAAUUAUGACAAACGCCUCUAUUAUCAGUGCAUACAAACGUUGACCGCCAUUAAGCCGCCAAUUCUGGCUUUAUUGGCCUCAACAAAACUGCCAAAACUCUUUCAUAUGGCCAUCAAAACCAUGAGUUUUGCAUACCAUUCGCCAAACACUAAGUUUCCCGUCUCUACAGUUAGCCAAUGGUUGUGUCCCUUCGAGAGUAACGCACAAACAGCCGAAGAGUAUAUCGAAAAAUUAUGUCAAUCGUAUGGCUUAGUUGUGGUGAACGGAUCCGUUGGAUUUAACAAAACCAAAUUUGCAGAAACCCCUCAAUUGUUCGCAAACCAAAAGUGGAGUUCAUUUGAAUUCAAACUGAAAGAACUGUCGCUUCCAUCACUUCUGAGAGGAAGACACGAAUUGUCUUAUUGUGAAGAAUGACACCAAUAGUGUUGUUGUGAAGAAUAGUCUCAAUAGUAACCAAUUGUUCAAAAGUUAGGUCUAUAUUAAUGACAUAUUGUUUAAUUAUCCCAAAGAUCACUCAAUUCAAC